Molecule: messenger RNA, 2272 nt
Organism: Dermatophagoides farinae (American house dust mite)
Lineage: Eukaryota; Metazoa; Arthropoda; Arachnida; Sarcoptiformes; Pyroglyphidae
Molecular function (GO): RNA binding
Source: RefSeq, a predicted model, not a curated record
GAAUAAUUAGUAAUUGAUGAUCAUCAUCAUCAUCAUCAUUUGAAUUGAUAAUCAAUGAUGAUGGCCGAAGUGAAAACAUCUUCAUCAGCACCAUCCACACCGGUGGUAAAGUCGAAUACAACGAAUCAACAAUCAUCCACUGGAUCAUCAUCGAAUAUUAAAAUUAAUAUCCGUUCAACAAUGGAUAAUAAUCGUCCACCAUCUGCUCGAAAUAAUAACAAUAAUGAUAAUACAAGAAGUGGUAGUGAUGGUGGUAAUAAAAUGUUUUCAAAAAUGAAAUCCGAUUCUGAUCUUGGAUCACAACAACAACAACAGCAAUCAUCGGAUAAUCAACAACAACAAUCACAGAAUAAACAACAACAACAACAGAAUAAGAAACGUAAAUUGAAUAAUAAUUAUCAUCAUAAUCAAGAUGGUGAUCAAUCAUCAUUAAAUUAUAAUGGUCUACCAUCAUCACAGCCACAAAUGAUUGGUCCUCGUUUAACUGGACAGCCAAUUUAUGAAUUUCCACCACAGGAUUCAUCAACCCAAACAUUUACAGGAAGAUGUCGUUUAUUCGUAGCCAAUCUACCAUCCACAGCAACAGAAGAAGCACUACGUAAAUUAUUCUCGGAAUUUGGACAAACAUCCGAAAUAUUCAUUGGUAAAGGAAAUCAAUUUGCAUUCAUUAAGAUGGAUACACGUAUUAAUGCAGAGAAUGCAAAAAAUGCAUUGGAUGGUAAACCAUUCGAAGGCCGUACAUUACGUGUACGUCUUGCUGCUCAUGCUGCUGCGAUCAAAGUGACGAAUAUACCGCCAUGUGUUUCGAAUGAAUUAUUACAAUAUGCAUUUAGUACAUUUGGUCCAAUUGAACGUGCCAUUGUUGUUGCCGAUGAUCGUGGCCGUUCAUUAAAUGAAGGUAUUAUUGAAUUUGCCCGUAAAUCAUCAGCACAAGCAGCGAUAAAAAAAUGUCAAAAUGAAUGUCUAUUAUUGACGGCAUCACCAUUACCUUGUAUUGCAACAUCAUUGGAAUCACGUGACGAAGAAGAAGGUGUACCGGAAAAAAAUAUUCUAUAUCAAUCGGAUUAUCGUCGUGAACGUGAAAUUGGUCCACGAUUCUCCGAACAGAAUACAGUGGAAAAUGAAUUAGCGAAAAAAUGGAAAGAAUUCAUGCAACAUGAAUCCGAACGAAGACAAGCAUUCGAAACAGAAAUGCAACAGAAACGUGAAAAUUUCAUUGUACAAAUGGAAUAUUUUCGUUUGGAAGAGGAAACCAAACGAUUACGAGAACAAUUACAACGAAUGGAAUCACAAAUACAACAUAUGAAUGUUGAACGUGAUACACGGCAAGAUUAUGAACGACAACGUGAAGAAAUGCGUCGACAUCAUGAAAAUGUUCUUCGACAACAGGAAGAACAAUUGAUGGGUGGUCAACAACAGCAUACACCAAAUGAUGUGAAUAUGCUACGACGACAGGAAAGUGAUCUACGACAACAAGUAACCACAUUACAUCAGAUGUUGGAACGUCAAGAGCAAUCCUUACGUCAGAUGGAUCCGAUGGGGCAACAUAUGGAUUCUCAGGUCUAUGGACAACAACAAUCUCAAAUGAUGCCCGGUAGUAAUGUUGGUAAUGGUCCAUCACAACCUCCACAACCAGUUCAACCACCACCACAUCCAUCGCAAAUGAGUGGAGCCAAUCCAAUGGCCGGAAUGAUUGGACCGCCACCGCCACCACAACAUGGUCCAACAAAUCCUUAUGGCCAUCAACAUGUAAAUCAUCAUUAUGGUGGUAUACCACCGCCACAUCAUCAACAACAGCAGCAGCAACCUCCACCCCAACAUCCACAAAUGAGUCAUCAUCAUCUUCAUCCUUAUGGUGGUGUACCACCACCACCCCUACCUGGUCAUCAUCCUGGUGGACAUCCAGGACAAAUGCAACAACCACCAUCAAGACAACCGGUACCGAUUGUGCCGUAUAAUGGUGUUCCACCACCACAGUUAUAUGGUCCACAACCACCAUCUCAGCAACAACAACAACAACAACAAUCUGGAAUGAAUCAUGGUGACGGAAAUGAUAAUGGUAACUAUGGAAAACGUAAUCGACGAUAUUGAUAUUAUUAAUGGAUAGAAACACAACCAGUCUGAUGAUAUAAUGGCCCGAAUCUUUUGCAUAUUCAAAAAAUUUAUUAUCAUUAAUUUCACAUCGCAUCAAUUCAAAAGUAUCUCUAUAUUUGCUUUUUUUUAUUUUACAUUUCAUUUCCCUCUCAUUAUUAUUAUUAUUAUUAUUAUUAUU